This is a messenger RNA of Nannospalax galili (Upper Galilee mountains blind mole rat), 1920 nucleotides long. It is a transcript of the gene Rab12, whose product is annotated as RAB12, member RAS oncogene family. NCBI's taxonomy places the organism in Eukaryota, Metazoa, Chordata, Mammalia, Rodentia, Spalacidae. The record is from RefSeq and is a predicted model, not a curated record. Gene Ontology annotation, biological process: cellular response to insulin stimulus; protein localization to plasma membrane; regulation of exocytosis. Gene Ontology annotation, cellular component: trans-Golgi network transport vesicle; synaptic vesicle; plasma membrane. Gene Ontology annotation, molecular function: GTPase activity; GTP binding.
AUGCUGCUGCCGCUGCUGCGAAGUAGCUGCUUCCCUUCCUCGUCUCCCGGCGGCGGCGGUAGCGGCGGCGGCGGCAGCGCGGAGCGGGCAGAGGGCAGCCGGGGGCGGACGCUGAGCUUGGGGCCGAGGGGGCGCCGGGUCCUGGGGCGCACGGCCGACGGCGGGCCGAGCGCGAUGGGCGCGGGCUCUCCGGCGCUGUCGGGCGGCCAGGGGCGCCGGAGGAAGCAGCCCCCCAGGCCGGCGGACUUCAAGCUGCAGGUCAUCAUUAUCGGCUCCCGGGGCGUGGGCAAGACCAGCCUGAUGGAGCGCUUCACCGACGACACCUUCUGCGAGGCCUGCAAGUCCACCGUGGGUGUUGACUUUAAAAUCAAGACUGUAGAGCUAAGAGGAAAGAAAAUUAGAUUACAGAUCUGGGACACAGCAGGUCAGGAGAGAUUUAACAGCAUUACCUCAGCUUAUUACAGAAGUGCCAAGGGAAUCAUAUUAGUGUAUGAUAUCACCAAGAAGGAGACGUUUGAUGACUUGCCGAAAUGGAUGAAAAUGAUUGACAAGUAUGCUUCUGAAGAUGCAGAGCUUCUCUUAGUUGGAAAUAAGCUGGACUGUGAAACAGACAGAGAAAUCACCAGACAGCAAGGAGAAAAGUUUGCACAGCAGAUAGCUGGGAUGCGGUUCUGUGAAGCCAGCGCCAAGGAUAACUUCAAUGUGGAUGAGAUAUUUCUGAAACUCGUUGAUGACAUUCUGAAAAAGAUGCCUCUGGAUAUUUUGAGGAAUGAGUUGUCCAAUAGCAUCCUCUCGUUACAACCAGAGCCAGAUAUCCCGCCAGAACUGCCUCCACCUCGGCCGCACGUCCGAUGCUGUUGAUUUGCUACUUUGCAGACAAAGUGCAGCAAAAAAUUCCUAGAAAGGGGAAAACAUUCUCUUCCGCACUACAAUCAUUUUGACAAUUUCCUUUCGCACUUUGUAAUCCAAGUCAGAGCUAUACACUAACUUGUAAAUAUGCAAAUAUGCAAUCCUGGGUAAGUUUGGGUUAUAAGUUACAUAUUUCCCUCCAAAUUCUGUUUCCUUCAUCGCCCCAGUGUCUAGUGUACCUACACUGGGAGAUGUAGUACUUCUAAUAUAUGAAGAAUGGGAGAGAAGAAGGUAGAUGGUUUCUUAAGUAACAUAAUUGUCCUUGUUAAUUAUGAGGACAGAUAUUCUGAUAAAAAAGAGAACGUGGUGCUUUGCUUACUGUUGAAAGAAAAUUUGUAAAAACUAAGGAUUUUUUUCCCUCCAGAGCUGCCGUUGAGGUUAUUUAUUGAUUCUGUGAUGAGAGGGUAGUCCUGAUUAGAGGCCUGAGUUUGACUUGGUCCCGGGCCUGCAGAAUCUCUGGGUUCCCUGAUGGAUAUGACUUAUGCUUUUCAGAGCGAUAAAGAUUCAACAAAGAAAGAACUGGUGAACUGGGGAUGUAGCUCAGUGUUUGAGCAUUUGCCCAGCAUGCCAGGGUUCAAUUCCCGGCAUCACACCCCCAAAAAAUUGAAAGAAGGAUUUUUGAAACAUUAGAAAAAGAUUUUAAAGCCACGCUGCUGUCCUACAUAAAUCCUGUUUAAAGGAAUUUUAAAGAGAUACAUUUUACUAUAUCAAAGAACACACAUGUAUUUGCCUAAACAUUCUGUAUUUUGUAAUGAGCAACGCUCCCCUUUAUGCUGAAGCUCACUCCUAUCAAGCCUAGACUGUGUUCAUUUUUUUGGGGGGGGGUCUGAUUAUGAAUUUGUGAACUCUAUCUUUGGUAUAUCUUUUAUUAAACUGCACUGUUUUGUUUAGUCAAGGUAAAUAAGUAUGUAUUUGAAUAACUUGGUGUGUCCCGAGUGUUGUGGUAUGAGAAGCAUCGUGGUCUUUCUACACUAAUGAAGUGCAAAUAAAAUUUUGUAUUUAUGAAUGACA